AGCAGCAGCAGCAGCAGCAGCAGCAGCGAACGCGCAUCCCUGACAAGCGCGCGCGCGUGUGUGUGUGCGUGUGAGAGCAUAAUCAGCAGUCGAAGCGAGUCGCCGUCAUGCCGCUUCCCACGCCAACCUACGCUGCCCUGAUUGCCGUGGCCAUUGCGGGCGCGCCGGAGAAGCGCCUCGUCUUGGACGACGUGUACAGCUUUGUUGGCAAGUACCGCCGGCUCGUGCCCGCCGCCAACGACAACUGGCGCAAUUCCGUCCGCCACAACCUGAGCCUUCGCAAGUGCUUUGUCAAGGUGCCUCGCCGCAAUGACGCGGGAAAGCUGCUCAGCGCGUGGUGGACGGUGGCCGAGGAAGGCCUGCCAAAGACAGCAACAGAGUACCUCAACUUCUUCCAUCGCAUGCGCAGGGAGAACCCAGGGUACAGGGCAGAGGACUGCCUUGACGCCGUUGUCGCAGCGCACGGUGUGGACCUCAACUCCCCUGCCCCUCCUUCCAAAUCAAAGUCAAGCUCAAAGAGCAGAUCAAGGAGCCGAAGCCGCAAGUCGAGCACCAAGGGCCGCUCAAAGUCCUUCACGGCGUCCACUGCCCCAACGGCAACGGCAACGGCGCCCGCCACCCCCGCCACCCCUGGUGUGCCCGCAGCACCCCGCGGCGACAGCGGCAUCGACUCGUCGAAUGCCACGCCAGGCGCAUCCCCGCCACACGAGAGCAACCGCGCAGGCAAUGGCAAUGGCGGCGGCCUGCCAUCGUCGCUCCGGCACGCAGCGCCGCGCCGCAUGCGCACAUUCAGCAUCGACUCUGAUGCGUCGGAGAUCUCAACCAACUCGUACGACACGCUCCUCUGGCCGUUUGCGGACCGCGACAGCGAGUGCAGCGACACGGGGUCCAUGGCCGACCUGCAUGCUGGGGAGGACGACGUCAGCCUGCGCCUGCAGUGCCAGAUGCUGCACCUUGACCGCGCAUCCCCUUCCGCCUACGACGCAUACACAGACGACCCCUUUGGUCCUUCGCCAGGCCCCCACAGCGCAGGAAACAGCCGUGCAGACCCCUUUGCCGCCGUGGAUGUGUUCAGCACCGUCAGCAGCAGCAGUGGCGGUGGCAGCGGUGUUGUUGACCAGCACACCAUCGCCUCGUGGGUCAACUCAACCAUGGCCGCCUCUCUCAACAACCAACAGCACCACCACCACCACCAGCACCAGCAGCACGAACCGCCCUCACCGCUCACGGCAGAUGGCAUGCAGGGCACCCUGUCCUCCUCCUCCUCCACCAACUCCUUGUCUGGCACAGUCGCCCUCUCCUCGGUGCAGGUCUUCCAGCACCACCAGCAGCACCAGCCUGCAGACCUCGACGCACAGGGCGACGUGUUUCACCAGCCGUCCUCAGGCUCCUCUCCAAACCCAUGGGCAACAUCAAGCCAUCACCACCACCAGCACCAACAGCAGCACGGCAUGACGCGCGCUCGCAGCAGCUCCGCCAUUCUCCCGCAAACACAUACACGGCAGCAGCAGGCCACGGCACCGCCGCCACCAGCGCCGUCAGCAACAGCAACAACAACAACAGAGGCGGCGGGGCAGCAGAAGCGCGCUUCCCUCGAGCGGCGGCGAAACUCGCAGCCAAACCUGAUCCUGGACCGUAUCCGCAGGUCGCUGUCGCUUGAGGCCCGCCCGCGCUCAAAGAGCAUGAAGCAGCAGCAGCAGCAGCAGCAGAUGUUGAUGCAGCAACAACAACAACAACAGCAGCACCAGCACCAGCACCAGGAAGCAAACGCAGCGGCAACGCACGGUGGCGACGACGGCACUGGUGUGCAGCCAUUGUCCAUGAGCGGGGCGACGGGUCGCGCAGGUCCCGGCCGGAGUGUGUUUGGCCGAAGCCUGUCUGCUGGGGCGGCGCAGUUGCAGCAGUACCGUAAACGCCGCCAGCAGCAGCGGCAACAGCAGCUCGCAGCCAUGCAGGCAGGCCACCAGCACCACCACCUCCAGCAGCACCACCACCAGCAGCAACAUCAGCAGCAAUUCCAACACCAACUGCAGCAGUACAGCCAGGCAAGCCAUCCUCCAUCAUCUUCGUCGUCAUCAUCAUACCACCAGCACCAGCACCAGCAGCAACAGCAGCACCAGCAACAGCACCACGAGUACGGAGAGCAGGAGGGUGAGGUGCGCCCACGUCGGCAUUCGCACGAGAGCGCGCCCUACAUCCCGCGCAUUGCGUCGCUGCUCAUGGACGCAAAGCCGCUGCCUGUGCUGCAGGCGGAGGACGUUGCCUUUAUCAACAUGAACGACGUCAAGAUUGACAACAUCAACGAGCUCCUGAGCGACCUGCCCCAGACAGACGCACAGUACCAGGACACUACGCCGUCCACCCCCUCCAGCUACCACGCUGGCUCCUACCACGGCUUUGCGCCCUCGGGCAUGAGCUUCUGACCGCUUCCGGCUGUGCUCGUGUAUGGUACUCUUCUCUCAUUGUACUCUCUGUUUCUGUGUGUGCGUGCGUGCGUGUCUCCCUUCCUCUUUGUGUCGUUAUCAUGUGGUGGUGACAGCCGCCAUCGCCUGUUGUUGUUUUUAUUGUUUGUUGCUGUUGUUACUCUUUGUCUUUGAUGUUUACCGCGGUGUUGACUGUCUACUAUUUCGACCGCGACUACUGUGCCACUACUGCUACUACUGAUACUGCUACUACUACUUCGACUGCUGCUAAUUAACACACCACUCCGUUUUCGCAUGCACAUAUGCACGCACGAUCACACGACCACGUUAGUUGUCUCUUUUCGUUCCGCGUUCCCGUCUGUGCAUCCCCGAGCAGUCGUGUGCGCUUUCUUCGUGUUCUCGCUGCCCACCGGCAUAGCUGCUCCUUGCGUGCGCCCGCUGCACCCCUUUAUGUCGCCGCAUUUAACCUCUGCCCUCGCUUCCUUACCGCUCAUGCCCAAGCUUCCCUGUUACACGAACGCGCUUCCUUCCUUACAUUACCUAUUUCCAGCCGGUCUGUGGCAACUGCAGCUGUUGCACGAAACGUGUGUGCCCCCUUUGCUGCCACCGUGACCCUGUCUGUCGCAGUUGUUACCCCAUCUGCUGCUGGCGCUGUUGGCCAUCCCACUUCCGGCAGACGCUGUGUGCCUGCAACGCUUGCACAGCUCGAAUGUUCGCUUCGUUUUGGUUUUCUCCUGCCGAUUCCCGUGUUAUGCCUUACCGCACCCCUUCUUUGUUCUUCUUUGGUUGCAGUCUGGGCACUUUGAGUUGUUUUGUUUUGUUUCCUUCCUCCUAAUGCAUCGGGCUUAGUUUUUUUCCCCUUGCUUGCUUACUUUGCAUCGCUCUCUCCUUACCUUGCACACCUCAUUGUUGCGUGUCAUUAUCAUCCUUAGUGUGCAUGUGUGUGCGUGCUCGCGAGGUACUCCGUGGUCAAGUGGUUCUUCGUGUGUUUUAUGUUACAUUUUUCGCUGUUUCAUUCGCCUGUGGUCGCGUUGUUGUAGACAGCGCAUGUAGAGUCACUGCGUGUGUUGGACGCCUUUGCCUGGGCGCUUCCACCUUGGUGGUUGGUGCCAGUUCUGUGGAUGCGGCGAAGAACACUGCACGUUUAGGCGUUUCUUGAUUCCAUUUGCAUGUGCAGUGUUCCUUCAGCUUCUCAUCCUUGAGCUGCCCUGCCUCCUCCCCCCCCCAACCCUAAAUCUGCAUCACUUGCUGUCCAGCACCCGUGAUACGCCGCGCUGUUGGUGUCACUGCCACUUUGCCGCUGUGGUCGUUUGUUCUCUUGCUGCAUGUAGUGGUUUGAACCAGUCAAACAAUCUCUAUUUCCACAACGUCCAAUUAAAAAACACAAAAUAGAUACCACCAGCCAGC
Salpingoeca rosetta is the source of this 3830-nucleotide messenger RNA. RefSeq lists its product as uncharacterized. NCBI's taxonomy places the organism in Eukaryota, Choanoflagellata, Craspedida, Salpingoecidae. Gene Ontology annotation, molecular function: DNA-binding transcription factor activity, RNA polymerase II-specific; RNA polymerase II cis-regulatory region sequence-specific DNA binding. The transcript has 2 exons. The coding region runs from base 108 to 2423 and encodes 771 amino acids. The record is from RefSeq and is a predicted model, not a curated record. Gene Ontology annotation, biological process: regulation of transcription by RNA polymerase II.